AUGGCGAUGCGCGUACGUGCCAAGCCAUGGAUCUCGAUCCAGCCGAGCGUACGUGAUGUGCUGCACGAUGUGGCGCAAGGAGUGGUACAGAAGGAAGAUGUAUGGGUGAGUGCUUAUAUAGCUUCGCCUGCGCGUGCAAGUGUUCAUACCACUUUGCAUGUUGAGCAUACCUCGACGCCACCACAAACAUCCAUCUCCAACCAACCCAGUGAUAUUACUGUGGAUACGAGUAUAGAGCCAUGGUGUGUAUCAUCGCAAGGAGACGUCUCUGUACCGCGAACGGAGGUCCACCUACCGGUGCAGGGAGAAGAAGCAAUGAUACAUGAUGUCACGACGCCUCUCAGCGUAGAUAUGAGUAUCGACGCAGAAGGUGUAGAGCGCUACGUCAUGGGCGGCGCUCAAGGCCAAUUGGUUUGUGGCUCGUGGAAUAUGGGUACACCGUUCGCCGAGACGAAUUCUUGUGCUUCUCAUCAAAGUGAUAUUACAAGCGUUCGAUUCUUUCCUAGUGGCCAAGUGAUUCUCGCGACCUCGUUGGACAUGCGUGCGUCGGUGGUAUCAGCCUUGGAUGGCACAUGCCCACGUGUCUUGAUAGGUCACACGCGUGCUGUCUUAGGCAGUGCUAUCCUGGGUCGCGGUCGUGAAGUGGCGACCUGUAGUGCAGAUGGGGCCAUUCGACUUUGGGAUGUCAGUCGCGGUGAAACUGUACAAACUUGGGAUGCAGGCGUCUCGAUCCCAUCCUUGGAGGUAUCGAAGGCUUUGGACUCUACGCCGGAAGAUCGUCAAGGCGUGCUAGUGGCUGGACGGCACGAUGGUGUUCUACAAGGGUACGAUAUGCGAACAGGCUCCGCGGUUUGGUCGCAUACAGCGCCAAUGUCGCCACUAGGUGGGAGCGAGUGUGCAAUUCAAGCAUUGGCAAUGCAUGAGAACACUAUGGCACUAGGCACGCGAGGGGGUGUGUGUGCCUUAUACGAUUUACGUGCAAUGCAAGAGCCACUGGAUGCAUGGUAUCGCAAUACAGCGGAAAUUACUUGUAUGCAUCUUACAAAUCAGCGCGUAUACAUCGGCACGAGCGACGGUCUGCCGUACUCGGUCGAUCGUGACACGGACCAAGUGCAUGAGUACGCUGGAUGGGAUGCGGAUGCUAUCAGUGCCAUUCGCACAGAUCAGGCAGGGCAUGUGAUCAUAACUGGAAGUGGCAGGUAUGCUACAUAUAGGUAG
This is a messenger RNA of Malassezia pachydermatis, 1218 nucleotides long. Its product is annotated as wd40 repeat-like protein. NCBI's taxonomy places the organism in Eukaryota, Fungi, Basidiomycota, Malasseziomycetes, Malasseziales, Malasseziaceae. Gene Ontology annotation, molecular function: protein binding. Bases 1 to 1218 code for a protein of 405 amino acids. The record is from RefSeq and is a predicted model, not a curated record. The transcript has a single exon.